Molecule: messenger RNA, 786 nt
Organism: Adineta steineri
Lineage: Eukaryota; Metazoa; Rotifera; Eurotatoria; Adinetida; Adinetidae
Source: the annotation of a GenBank genome assembly
AUGUUUGUCUUCUUCUUCUUCGGAUUUUUCUAUAUAACCAAGUUUGGUUUGUUAGUUAGCGCUAAUCCAUACAAUAUUUGUCAUACAAAAUGUCAUAUUGCUCAAUCAAUUGAUGAUCCAUUUAUCAUUUCUAAUAAAUGUAAUGAAACACGAUAUGAUACUCUCUGUCAAACUGGACUUGUAUUCGAUCAUGUAACUCGAACUAUUAAAAUUACAUUCGGUGGUAUUGUUAUGGAUGAUGAUUUUAAACGAAGAUCACUUACAGAUAAUGAAGAUAGAUAUGAUUAUGUUAACGAGCGUAUUAUUAUAAACAGUACUUCCAUUGUCACUCAGCUAUUCUAUUCAUGUACAUUGAAUGACCGAUGUGACGAAACAUUUUUACUCUCCAUGAUUUCAAAACUAGCAAAGAGAAACUAUCAAGAGAUGCAACAUGUUUUGAUGGAUGUAUUUACGAAAUUUCCUGACUCAAAUUCUCCACGUUGUUAUAAACAAGAUGGUAAUAUUACUACUUGUAAUGGAACAUGCAUUGAUGAGCGAAUAAGAAACGUUAAUAUGAACACGGGUGUUCCAGACUCAAAUGCAUUUAAAUGGCCUUUUAUAUGUGGAGAUGAACCAUCUUCACCUACUGUUACUAUUGCUGCAAUAAAAAUGCCAAUGUCAAAAGGAUCAUCGAAUCUUCAUCGUUCAAUUUCAUUUUCUUGUUCAAAAGAACUUUGUAAUGAACCAAACAAUAUUGAACGUAUCGAACAGAUCAUCAAUAAAAAUAAUGUUUCAUUUUAUCAGUAA